This is a messenger RNA of Cryptomeria japonica (Japanese cedar), 825 nucleotides long. RefSeq names its product protein CURLY FLAG LEAF 2. The transcript is spliced from 2 exons. The record is from RefSeq and is a predicted model, not a curated record. Lineage: Eukaryota; Viridiplantae; Streptophyta; Pinopsida; Cupressales; Cupressaceae. The coding region runs from base 105 to 707 and encodes 200 amino acids.
AUUUUAAAGCUUACCUACAAUUUGUGGUGUGAAUUUUUCUUUUAUUUAUAAAUACCCUUUCCACCAUUGUUACUUAUUCAUGCUGUGUGUUAAUUUAAUGAAGGAUGGCUGUUGAAAGAGUAAGCAAGAGGCUAAAAGGAUGGUGUGAAGAGAAGCAGAAAGUGGUACGUUUUAAUGAGAAGAGGAACCCAGUAACCCUAAAUCUGUUGGGAAGCAGCCCAAGAAAUUCGCCAUCUUCUUCAUCUUCAUGUGGGUUAGAAUCAUUUGAAUCAGACUCAAUAGAAGGUGAUCUUCUGGAUUUGGGUCCAGGCCAAUUCAGUCAACCUGGCUUAGAGAAGUGCUUAGACUUAAAGACUGGAGCAGUGUAUUAUCUGAAUCCAAAAGGAGGAGCUGGUGUAAGCUCUAUGAGCUUUCCAAGGAAGAAAAGCUUGGGAUUCAACUCCAUUGAAGAAGAAGAUAAGAGACUAGACCUUAAACUGAAUUUAGCCACCUCAAAUUCCUUCAAAUCUAGUAGUAAGACCAGUAGCAACUAUAUGAACAAUUGUAGUAGUGAUGAUAGUGCAUCAGAAGUUAAUUCUACCAUGAGGCUUGUUGGGUGUCUAAGAUGUUUGAUGUAUUACAUGGUAUGUGGAACAGAUGAUAGUUGUCCAAAGUGUAAGGGAUCCUUGCUGCUAAACUUUCUUGAUGGAGAUUUGUCCUCACCAUAAAUCAAGACAGUAGUGAAUUUAUUAUUUUUUCUGGAUUUCUGUAGAUUGUUUGAACAUUGUAACGAGGUGUUGGAUAGAAAUGGAUUAACAUCAGAAUAUGGGAUCAUUUUUGUUUUUA